Molecule: messenger RNA, 3921 nt
Organism: Epinephelus lanceolatus (giant grouper)
Lineage: Eukaryota; Metazoa; Chordata; Actinopteri; Perciformes; Serranidae
Source: RefSeq, a predicted model, not a curated record
CACACACACACACACAGACCUAGUUUACAGGAACUAUUCAUCGAAACAAGGACUUGACGGACACAUGAAAAGAAGUACACAUGGAUACCAGUGAGGAGGAGUCGGUCCCGCUGGUGAUCAGAGACCGGGGAGGCAGCCAGAGGUCCAGUUCGAGCACUGGUUCCAGUUUACAAGUACACCUCUACUUCUUCCCAGCCACAAAGGAUGCAACAACAAUACAUAUUUCAUCUGGCCAAAUAUCUGCUGAAAAUGUCUGUAUCCAAGCUGGCAAAAAAUGUGGAAUCUUACCAGUGUACCAAAAUCUUUUUGGUUUGGCAUCUGCCGAUCUCUCGUUGUGGUAUCCUCCGUCACACAUGUUCAACACAGACGAAAACUUACAAGUCCACUUUAGAGUCAGGUUUUUCUUUGGAAACUGGUUUGGACAGGGACCAAGAACAUCAUACCGCUACAGUCUGACCAGAGGCAGAAUAAGUCCAGUGCUUGACUACAGUGUCAUUGACUACGUCUUUGCCCAGUUGCGAAGCGACUUUAUCGCCAGUGAGGCAGGAGUGUGUCCACCUUUGAGUGCCCAGGAGGAAUGCCUCGGCCUUGCAGUGCUGGACUUGUGGAGGAUGGCUAAAGAGCGCAAUCAGAGUGUAAGAGAGCUCUGCAAGACUGUCAGCUACAAAUCGUGCCUUCCUAAGUCACAUCGCCACGACAUCCAGAGACGAAACCGCCUCGAUCGUUAUCGAAUACGAAACACCCUCAAGCGUUUCUUAAAGAAGCUUGGCAACUGCUCAGUGGAUGAGUGCAGCUUGAAGCUCAAGUACCUGAUUGAACUGGCAGGUAUUGAGCCUUCUCUGGGAAGUGAAACCUUCCAAGUGAAUCCAUCUUCCUCCCAAUCGAAGUCAGCUUUCUCUCUUGUGCGGGUCACCGGGGAAAAUGGAAUUGAAACCAGCAGGAGUUGUCAACAUGAUGGUGCCCUGGAGUGGCAAACCUUCUGUGACUUCAAAGAAAUCAUCGACAUCAGUAUAAAGAGGGUAUGCCAUGAGCAGGUCCCCCAAGACUGCAGGAUGGUGACAAUAACCCGUAAAGAUGACAGAUGCUUGGUAGCCAACUUCCAGACUCUCAAGGAAGCCGUUUCAUUUGUGUCUCUUGUUGAUGGCUACUUCAGACUGACCACCGACUCGAGCCACUACUUCUGUCAAGACAUUGCUCCUCCAAGUCUUCUGGAGGGGAUCAAAAAUCACUGUCAUGGCCCAAUCACAUCAGAGUUUGCAGUCAGUAAGCUGAAAAAGUCAGGAUUUAAAGGCGGCACGUUCCUUCUCCGGCAGAGUCCCAAGAACUACAACAGCUUCUUCCUCACUGUUUGUGUUCAGACUCCACUUGGACUUGACUAUAAGGACUGUCUCAUCAUUGAGAAUGAGGACUACAGUCUUCCUGGUGUCCAGAAAUCAUUUUCCAGCUUAAAAAAGCUCACCAGCUAUUACCAACACAACAAGCUGCUACUGGCUGAAGUACCUGUCAAGUUGGGCCGCUGCUGUCCACCCCAACCCAAAGAGCUCACAAAUCUGAUCAUUAUACGCAACAGCAGCUCUGUAGAAGCUCAAGGGUCCCCAACACCUGAAAGGAGCAAAUUCAGCCAUAUCCAGUUUCACAUGAUCAAAUAUGAAGACCUGAAAUGGGGUGAAAGCCUUGGACAGGGAUCCUUCACUCGGAUCUUUAAAGGCUACAAAACGGACAUUCGUGAUGGGGAGAAACACGUGACGGAUGUUUUCCUGAAAGAGCUCGAUGCUGUUCACAAAAACUGCUGGGAGUCCUUCUUUGAAGCUGCCAGCUUGAUGAGUCAAAUUUCACAUAAACACCUCCUCCUUGUUUAUGGUGUCAGUGUUCAUGGAGUAAAAAACAUCAUGGUGCAGGAGUUUGUUGAGUACGGGGCCCUCGACCUUUACUUGAAGAGAGGCAGAUCUGUGUCAGUGAGCUGGAAACUUGACGUAGCCAAACAGCUCGCGUCUGCCCUCAACUUUCUGGAAGAAAAGAACAUCGUUCAUGGAAAUAUCUGCGCCAAAAAUCUGCUGCUGGCCAGAGAGGGUGACCCAUCACAGGGCAGCUCUCCCUUCAUCAAGCUGAGUGACCCAGGCAUCAGCGUGGCCAUACUGGGCAUGGAUGUGAUCCUGGACAGGAUCCCCUGGGUGGCCCCUGAGGUGCUUGAGGCCCCAGACAACCUGACUCUGGAGUGUGAUAAGUGGAGCUUUGGUGCCACCGUGUGGGAAAUCUUCAAUGGUGGAAACGCUCCGCUGCGAGGCUGGGAAUUGGACGAGAAGCGGCAGUUUUAUAAGAGCUUCCAGCAGCUGCCUCCCUCCCAGUGGACAGAGCUGGCUGAUCUGAUCAGUCAGUGUAUGGACUACCAGGCAGACUUCAGACCUUCCUGUCGCAGUAUCAUCCGUCAACUCAACAGUCUGAUCACUUCAGACUAUGUGAUACUUCACGCCACUGAGCCUGUCACACAGAGCCCUGUGUGGAAAGCCCUCAGCCCUGCUCAGCAUGACCAGACAUUGUUUGAGGAGAGACACCUACGCUACAUCUCCCCCCUGGGGAAAGGAAACUUUGGCAGUGUUGAACUUUGCCGUUAUGACCCCCUGGGUGAUAACACUGGUGAGCAGGUUGCUGUGAAGAAGCUGCAGCCCAACAAGCAGUCGACCCUGGAGGACUUCAAGAAGGAGGUCAACACCCUCAGUGUUCUUCACUGUGACUACAUCGUUAAAUACAGAGGAGUCUGCUACAGCCCAGGUCGUCUCACUAUGAGUUUGGUGAUGGAGUACCUGCCCCACGGCAGCCUUAUAGGCUACUUGGACAGUCACCGACAUAAUGUCAACACCAGGCGGUUGCUGCUCUUUGCCUCUCAGAUCUGUAAAGGGAUGGAGUACCUGCAGACCCUGCGUUACGUGCACCGAGACCUCGCAGCCAGAAAUAUCCUUGUGGCCAGUGAGUCGCUGGUGAAAAUUGCCGACUUUGGGCUGACCAAGAUCAUUCCUACUGACAAGGAGUACUACAGAGUGACACAGCCUGGAGAGAGCCCCAUUUUCUGGUAUGCCCCAGAGUCCAUCAAUGAGUUCAAAUUCUCCCACAAGUCAGAUGUCUGGAGUUUUGGAGUUGUUCUUCAUGAGCUCUUCUCCUACUGUGACACAAACGCCAACCCAAAAAGGCUAUGCACGCAGGAAGUCGGACACCAUGUGCAGAGUCCGUCCAUUGCAAUGCAUCUGGCAAAUAUUCUAAAGAAUAACUGGAGGUUGCCGGCACCUCCAAACUGCCCACACAAGGUGUACAGUUUGAUGAUGCAGUGCUGGGCGUACAACUUCGAGGAGCGGCCAUGCUUCACUGACCUGGGAAACCAAAUUGAAACUAUAAUGCAGGACGAGAGAGAGUACCCUAAAGGCUGAUUGUAAUGUAUAAAUAUGCAUUCACAAGUGAGCAGAGGGAGGACCAUAAGCUCAGUCACAUGGACUAUAAACACAAGAUCAGCUGGAUGUAUCUUUAGUUCUUCAGUACACGUGGGACAUACAAUAUAAGCACUUAUAUUUCACAGCGAUACAGCUCUAAUAAUAAAAACUCCGCCAUAUCACACUUAAAAGCCUUUACACACCAGGGGCAUUUCUUUCUAACUUAUUUUUAUCAUGAAAACUUUCACAUCAGGAAACAUCAGGACAAUGACAAUGCAAUCGCUGCCUGUAUGAAUAAUUCUGAUGCAAAAUAUUUGUGUUGUUAAUUUCAUCAUGUUUUCUUACAGUCAAAUCAAUAUUAUAUUCAUAAAACUGUACUAUGUUCAUACACAAGGCUCACAGAUUUUCAGAAUCAAGAAUUACUUGUCCAUACCCAUUGGUAGCUUUGUCACCUUCUACCUAUGCCAAUCCUCAAUGCCUAUGUGCAGUUUCACAUAGACUG